AUGAACGGGCAAGUGAACGGUUUCCAUAACUCAAUCAUUGAUGAAGACUGCUUUUUGUUCACCUCUGAAUCUGUUGGAGAAGGACACCCAGGUGAGUUUGCGUCUGUGUUAUUUUAGCUAGCUAGUUCCAUUACUUUUGUGUUUUUAUAUUUUCUAACAUAAGGACAGGUUAUGUGGUAACGUUAGAUUCAGCGAACUAGCAGCAAAGUGCUACCAAAUGCUUGCCAGUCAUUUUUACGAACAAUCAUACACGUUAGCUAAUAUAUUGUUUGUAUGGCUCAGCUAGCUAUUUGUCUAUUUUUCACAUUUGCUGAUAUUUGAGCCGGCGGAUAUUAUGAAUGGGGUGGGGAACACGAGCCAGAGUCAGGCCACGCGGGGUGUCUUCGCCAUAGGAUCGGGUGCUAGCUAGCUAGAAGCUAAUACUAAUCGAGAAAAGUGUGACCCUAAAAUACUUGUCUGGAUGGUCAAGUCGAUACCUGUGGUACGUUUAUUGAAAAACUGAACAUAUGACAUAUUAUUUUACGUCAUUUUCGUUAAGUCAAUUUAUUUGUACAUUUUAGGCGAGUCGAUCAACGGUGUUACAUCAGUAGACUGAGCUCGUGCACGUGACAUGCGCCCCAGACAUAGUGCAACUUCGAGCGCGGGCGAAGUAGGUUUUGUUGUUAUCUGGACACUCGGUUAGCGGCGUUCUCCGGCCGUGGUGUAUUUUAGUUAAUUGCAAUGCGUUUAUAGCUACAAUUGUGUAGGUGAUUUAUUUUGAUUGAUGGAAGCAUGGGGCCACGGUGUACUCCUUUCACCUCAAAUCACGUGGGAUGUAUAUAUAUCUCUAUAGCUAGCUAACUCUAGUUAGUUGCACGAGUACUCUCAAACAAAUUGCCCUGCUCUGCUCUUCCGGUGUCUACAUUCUCAGUUUAUCUUUGCUAAUGUUAACUACACUGAACGAAAAUAUAAAUGCAACAUCUAAAGUGUUGGUUUCAUGAGCUAAAAUAAAAUAUCCCAGAAAUUGUCCAUAUGCACGAAAAGCUUAUCUUAAAUGUGCACACAUUUGUUUACAACACAGUUAGUGAGCAUUUAUCCUUUGCCAAGAUAAUCCAUCCAUCUGACAGGUGUGGCAUAUCAAGACGCUGAUUAAACAGCAUGAUCAUUACAGGGGACAAUAAAAGGCCACUCAAAAAUGUGCAGUUAGUUUGUCACUCAACACAAUGCCACAGAUGUCUCAAGUUUUGAGGGAGCGUGCAAUUGGCAUGCUGACUGCAUGAAUAUCUACCAGAGUUGUUGCCAGAGAAUUUAAUGGUCAUUUCUCUACCAUAUGCCACCUCCAACAUCUUUUUAGAGAAUUUGGCAGUAUGUCCAACCGGCCUCACAACCGCAGACCACUUGUAUGGCGUUGUGUGUGCGAGUGGUUUGCUGAUGUCAAUGUUGGUGACCCAUGGUGGGGUUAUGGUAUGGGCAGGCAUAAGCUACGGACAACAAACACAAUUGCAUUUUAGCAAUGGCAAUUUGAAUGCACAGAGAUAACGUGACGAGAUCCUGAGGCCCAUUGUCGUGCCAUUCAUCCACCGCCAUCACCUCAUGUUUCAGCAUGAUAAUGCACAGCCCAAUGUCGCAAGGAUGUGUACACGAUUCCUGGAAGCUGAAAAUGGCCCGCAUACUCCCCAGACAUGUCACGCAUUGAGCAUGUUUGGGAUGCUCUGGAUCAACGUGUACGACAGUGUGUUCUAGUUCCCGCCAAUAUGCAGCUUCUUCGCACAGCCAUUGAAGAGGAGUGGGACAACAUUCCACAGGUCACGAUCAACAGCACUGCAUGAGGCAGAUGGUGGUCACACCAGAUACUGACUGGUUUUCUGAUCCACGCCCCUACCUUUUUAAAAAGGUAUCUGUGACCAACAGAUGCAUGUCUGUAUUCCCAGUCAUGUGAACCAUAGAUUAGGGCCUAAUUAAUUAAUUUCUUUAUGAAAUAAAAUCUUUGAAAUAGUUUGUGUUUUUAUAUUUGUUUGCAUUACAGUAGCUAGCCAGGUUUUCUGGCUACAACCCUCAAGUACAGGUUUAAGUGCAAUGCUCACUCGACAUAUGGGUGAGGGAGACAGCUCCAUUGCAGCUGAUUAUCUAGGCUUACCUCAUCCUAAAUAUAGGCCUCUUCACCAGGGACUGCAGUGCAACUGUGGGCAGCCUUUCGCAUGAUGUACCUUUUGGCACAAGAAACUGCUUUGAGCAAGCAGUCACUGUUGUAACAAUUCAGUGCAUAUGAUAAUCCAUUGAAUUAAAAGCCAACAUGGUGCUAGUGGUGAGACAGUCUUGUAAAGGCUGGUUCCUAAGACCGCCCACCUCUCCUUGCAGGGCUGAUGGGUGCAAGCCAGGGUGUGAAUGGAUUGCUGUUAGGAAUGUGGCUACUGUAGUGCUUUGCAGCUGUCGCUCAUGUACAUGGCAAUGGCUGCUGAGUGGUUUGUUGCAAGUUUGGUCCAUUUAAAGGUUAUUGGUUUUGCAUUUGCAGGGAUAACCUGCCUGGGGGAAGUGUUCAGCGGGGUCUUUUUUUGUAGCAGGAUACACCCCCAAAACCCCCAUUUCUUGUUUGACAGAUAAGAUUUGUGACCAGAUCAGCGAUGCUGUGCUCGAUGCCCAUCUCAAGCAGGACCCUGACGCCAAAGUGGCAUGUGGUAAUGAUCAAUCACCUAUUACGUUUCUAUAGAUUUGCCCAUGUUGCACUGUCUGAUACUGUAACAUGCCCUUGCUUCUGUCCUGCCUUCGUCAUCCUGAAUAGCUAAUGCUCAUGUUUACCUCACUCCCACUCACUUUCCUUCACUUGAUUUUCUUCCAUUUGUCCUGUUCUUUCCCUCACGUGCUUUCUCUUUCUGUCUGUGUCUCUUCAGAGACUGUAGCUAAGACUGGGAUGAUCCUGCUGGCAGGGGAGGUCACCUCCAGGGCCAACGUCGAUUACCAGAAGGUUGUCAGGGACACCAUCAAGUACAUUGGCUAUGACGACUCCUCCAAGGGUAUAAUGGCGAAUUUGCUCUGAUUAGAUUCAAUUGCUCACUUCCAUUGAAAACAUGGUUUUAAGAGAUCAGAGGGUUAGCUUUAGUAGGUACAGAAAGUAACACCAAGGUUUGACUAUUCCCUUCCCACAGGCUUUGACUAUAAGACCUGCAACGUCCUGGUGGCUCUAGAGCAGCAGUCCCCUGACAUCGCUCAGGGUGUUCACCUGGACCGCAAAGAGGAGGAUGUGGGGGCUGGAGACCAGGUUAGAAGGCUCCUGUCUUUGAGUGUUUGUGUGUGAGUAAGUGACUGGGCCUUGACCGUAUUAUAGUGUUUGUUUUUGUCCCCGCUCAAAGUGUUUGACUGUGUUUUGUGUUACAGGGUCUGAUGUUUGGUUAUGCCACCGAUGAGACUGAGGAGUGUAUGCCCCUCACCAUCGUCCUCGCCCACAAGCUCAAUGCCAAGAUGGCUGAACUGCGCCGCAACGGAACCCUGCCCUGGCUGAGGCCAGACUCCAAAACUCAGGUUAGAUUCAGCACUGCAGCCUAUGAUCACCCAUGCUCCAAAUAUGGCUAUCGAGUCAUGUAAAUCCCUUGUUCAGAUCUUUGUAAUGAAGCUGGCUUUUCAGACACACUCGCACAGCGAUCUCCAAUCACGUGCAGGUAUCCUAGUACCUUGCCUUGUCAGACGUGUGUACUCUUUGAAUGACAUUUCAUACCUCGUCUCCCUCUCUAGGUGACUGUUCAGUACAGGCAGGACCGUGGGGCCAUGCUCCCAGUGCGUGUGCACACUGUCGUGGUGUCUGUGCAGCAUGAUGAAGUAAUUUGCCUGGAUGAGAUGCGUGAUGCGCUGAAGGAGCAGGUUGUGAAGGCUGUGGUGCCCACUGUGUACCUGGACGAUGACACCAUCUACCACCUGCAGCCUAGCGGCCGCUUCGUCAUCGGAGGUCCUCAGGUGAGACAGAUGUAUUGUACACCACUGUCCUGAAUAGACUCUAUAAACCGUAGAAAACAAUCAUCCAGAGAGAUGUGAUUUAAGUAGCUACAUAGUCCGUCAGAUAUUUAGAAAGCAGGCUCUUGUCAACACGAGAGACACAUUUCCAAGGCUGUCCUGGGCUCCUUGGCUGACUCUUCCUCUCCCCUUCACAGGGUGAUGCUGGCCUGACAGGGCGUAAGAUCAUUGUGGACACCUACGGAGGCUGGGGGGCCCACGGUGGAGGGGCCUUCUCAGGGAAAGACUACACUAAGGUGGACCGCUCUGCUGCCUACGCUGCCCGCUGGGUGGCCAAGUCCCUGGUGAAGGCUGAGCUCUGCAAGCGUGUACUGGUCCAGGUGAGGAAUGAGCUAAUGGCUGCAACCUAACAAUUUUAUGUAUGUCUUGUUUUGUGGUCAUUUUCAGCUUGUGGAUUCAGGUUUUGAUUUGCUGUAAGAGUCAUUCACAUAGAACUGUUUUGCAUCACCAUGAGAUGAAAAGUAAAGAUAGCAUAUUUUACAAUAACCUGUCACGUGAAUCUUGAUCAUGUUUGUUAAAAAGAAGUCGCUGUGUUGUCAGGUAGCCUAUGCCAUUGGAGUGGCCCAUCCCCUAUCAAUCUCCAUCUUCCACUAUGGGACUUCUCAGAAGAGCGAGAGGGAGCUGCUGGACAUUGUCAAGAGGAACUUUGACCUCCGCCCUGGUGUCAUUGUCAGGUAGUGUGGAACAAUGGUGGCUGCCGGUAACCUAUUUUGUCAUCAGGGGUCCCAUAGGGUCGGAGCUGGUCCUCAUGGGUCUAGGGGUUCUACAUUUGAAUGGUGAUUGCUUGGUUUGCCCUCUGGUAAUCUGUGCAUUUAUUUACCCAGUUCAGCACUAUUGUGUUUUCUGUGUUCCAGGGAGCUCGACUUGAAAAAGCCUAUCUACCAGCGGACCGCUGCCUAUGGCCACUUUGGGCGGGAGGCCUUCCCCUGGGAGGUCCCCAAAAAGCUCAAAUACUGA
Molecule: messenger RNA, 4938 nt
Organism: Coregonus sp. 'balchen'
Lineage: Eukaryota; Metazoa; Chordata; Actinopteri; Salmoniformes; Salmonidae
Source: the annotation of a GenBank genome assembly